AUCUCCUCCGAAGUCCAACCCCACCGUUCCCUUAUGUCAUCCUCGGACGAUAUCCUCCCAUCAUCCGACCCGGACUCUUCUUCGGGUCCAACUCAGCCCCAAAUUUCCCACGCCAUCCAUCAGCUCUCCUUCAACCAAGACAACACCUGCUUCUCCGCCGUCACCGACCGCGGUUUCCUCGUCUUCAACACCGACCCUUACCGUCCCCUCCUCCGCCGCGACUUCGACUGCGGCCUCUCCCUCCUCUCCAUGCUCUUCCGCUUCGAAGUCUUCGCCCUCGUCGGCUCCUCCUCCUCCGCCUUCUCCGCCGCCACAACCAACACCAAAGCUCUCCUCUGGGACGACCACGCCUCACGGUGCGUCGGCGAGCUCUCCUUCCGUUCCCCAAUCCGCUCCAUCCGCCUUCGUCGCGACACCAUCAUCGUCACUCUCCUCCACAAAAUCUACGUCUACAACUUCUCGGAUUUAAUGAUGUUACACCAGAUUGAAACGACGUCGAAUCCCAAGGGCUUAUGCGAGGUUUCUCAGGUUUCGGGGCACAUGAUGUUGGUUUGCCCAGGUUUACAAAAGGGCACAGUGAGAGUAGAGAAUUAUGGAAGUAAAAGGUGUAAAUUCAUUAAGGCCCAUAGCUCCAACAUCACGUGCUUGGCUUUGACUCAUGAUGGCAGGGUCUUCGCCACUGCUAGCUGUAAAGGAACCCUAACCAGAGUUUUCAAUGCUUUGGACGGGACAUUGAUUCAGGAGGUAAGGAGAGGGGCAGAUCGAGCAGAGAUAUAUAGCCUAGCUUUCUCUUCAACAGCUCGGUGGCUAGCCGUCUCGAGUGACAAAGGAACUGUCCAUGUCUUUAGCCUCAAGGUUGAUUCAGCAGUUUUGGGGAAUGAUACGUCAACAAGUGCAUCCGAAUCACCUGUUUCAAAUCAAUCAGCCUUAUCAUCCCUUUCUAUUUUGAAAGGUACAAUCCCUCAAACUUGUUUCUCAGAGCGGUCAGUGGCUCAGUUUCGGCUUCCUGAAGGUUCACGGUACGUUGUUGCUUUCGGACAACAAAACAACACUGUCAUGAUCAUCGGGAUGGAUGGAAGCUUCCGUCGAUGCCAAUUUGACCCGGUAAACGGUGGACAGAUGACCCAAAUGGAAGAACACAAUUUCUUAGAGGAAGAAGGAGCAUUUUCAAAGCUGGAAUGAAGAAGAUUCAUAUAAAGUUUUUUGUGUAACUGACAAGAUUUAGGGUGUUAAUAUAUGCAUAACAGAUUAAAUAUCCGUGUAAAUGAGAGUUAUGUUAG
Hibiscus syriacus is the source of this 1280-nucleotide messenger RNA. Its product is annotated as autophagy-related protein 18a-like. The record is from RefSeq and is a predicted model, not a curated record. Gene Ontology annotation, biological process: autophagy of mitochondrion; protein lipidation; protein localization to phagophore assembly site. Gene Ontology annotation, molecular function: phosphatidylinositol-3-phosphate binding; phosphatidylinositol-3,5-bisphosphate binding; protein binding. Lineage: Eukaryota; Viridiplantae; Streptophyta; Magnoliopsida; Malvales; Malvaceae. The transcript is spliced from 4 exons. The coding region runs from base 34 to 1182 and encodes 382 amino acids. Gene Ontology annotation, cellular component: extrinsic component of membrane; phagophore assembly site membrane; cytosol.